AUGUUCUGGACCAUAGGCUGCAUCUACGGUGCUUCUUCCGUAAUGCUCGGCGCUUUCGGAGCUCACGGUCUGAAGAAGCACAUCGCAGACCCUGCAAGGCUCGCAAAUUGGUCUACAGCGGCACAAUAUCAGUUGAUCCAUAGCGGCGUGCUACUUCUCUCGGCAUCGAUAGCGCCCAAGAACAAAGUCGCAGCAGCACUUUUCACCGCCGGAAUGACUAUGUUCAGCGGUAGCAUCUACCUUCUCGUCCUGGAUCCCCAACGCUUCAAGGCUCUGGGUCCCGUGACUCCUAUCGGCGGCUUGUGUCUGAUUGCUGGAUGGGGUGCACUUGCUUUCGGCAGUCGGGGGAGAAUCACCCUCCCUUAG
Cladophialophora yegresii CBS 114405 is the source of this 366-nucleotide messenger RNA. RefSeq lists its product as uncharacterized. The transcript has 2 exons. NCBI's taxonomy places the organism in Eukaryota, Fungi, Ascomycota, Eurotiomycetes, Chaetothyriales, Herpotrichiellaceae. The record is from RefSeq and is a predicted model, not a curated record. Bases 1 to 366 code for a protein of 121 amino acids.